Messenger RNA from Marmota flaviventris (yellow-bellied marmot), 1704 nucleotides. The record is from RefSeq and is a predicted model, not a curated record. NCBI's taxonomy places the organism in Eukaryota, Metazoa, Chordata, Mammalia, Rodentia, Sciuridae.
CUGAGCAAGGCCCUGAACAACUUAGUGAGACCCUGUUUCAAAAUAAAAAAUGAAAAGGGCUUGGAAUGUGGCUCAAUCCUUAAUCCUUAAAUUUUGUGGCCAGAGCUCUUGUACCCUGGGCAAUUUUCAAACACAAGAUACAUUGUUGUCAAGGGCAGCGAGAUCCUGACGGCCAAUAGUUCUCUGAAGCUUUUUCCUCCUGAGCCAGUGAAGUUGGUGUCCUGGAUGGGCGCCCGGUGCCUGCACUAGACAGCCUCCCGGGUCGUGCACUGAGUGAGUUCACAGGGGAGCGGGAGCCACAAACUGUCUCUCAGUGCUUGGCUGGCCUGCCUGACGUCCUCCCCGGGCUCACCCAUGCAGCAGGGAAGGACAGGAUAGCCUCCCUGUUCAUCGGCUCUGUCCCCGUGAGUGUGCCCCUGUCCUGCAGACGCAUCCCUGGACAGACCCCUGGACGAUUCCCUGCCGGGCUGCCCAGGAGUGCUGAUGUCACAGCCUCUCUUUACCCUCUGUCCCCUCCCUGUUGCCUCUGUGCGGGGGAUGGGAGCUGCCGCGGGCCGGGAGCAGGGUCCACACUCUGCUGCAGACAAGUCCCAGCACCCCCGUGAGCUCCGGAGAGACGCCAUCCCUAAGGGGGAGCUGCCUUGUGAUGGAUGGUGCAGGUCGAGAGGCCCCAGUGGCUGUGGUGACGCCAGCCCUGGGGCCACGUGGAAGAUUGUCACCGUGGCCGAGACGCCCCACAGUUCACCGUGGGAUGAAGAACCUGCUCAAUCGGCCUGCUUGGCCAGCGCCGGGUGGCCAGCCUGCCCAGGCCUGGGCGUGUGUCUGUUGGUCUUUUCUCCAUCCCAUGGGCCCCUUCUCUACUGCCUCCUUAUUAGGACCGCGGCUGCCGAGAGCAGAGACGAGAGCCGUCCCACUGUGUGGUGGCCGACGGACCCAGAGUCCCACCACCCGAGCUUCAAGCAGGCCUGGCUGCAAUGGGGGCGGAGUCCCCACCCGGGUCUUGUUGAGGUGACCCGGGGCCCAGCAGCCUCCCCUGACCCCCAGGAGUGGGGAGUCCUGGGGGCCCUGGGCCCAGCUGUCUCGAUGGCUGGGACGGGGCUGAGACGCAGCCCCGGGGGCUGCAGAGGUGACAGCCUGCAGCGAGAGCCUGGGGAGGUCCCGGGGCAGGACCUGUAGGAGCUGAGGACAUCCACGCCCGCGUGGGCCCUGGCCAAGGGCCAGCCGCCAUCAGGAAGGAGCCGCGGGGCGCAGUCGGGCGGAGCUGGUGCUGGGGCAGGGAGCCUGACAGCGGCCCCUCAGCGAGUCUGCAAGUCUCUAAAACAGUCGGCCCCUUACCUGUCACCACCAGCUCCAGGGCUGGGCUCCCUCUGACCAGGGUACGUUGCCUGUACUGGCACUGGUGGCGCCCGGCAGAGCUCACGGCCACACGGGGAGGGGGACCUCGGCUCCCACGGGGUGCGGGGCGUUCCCCAGCUGGUACGGGAAGGACCCCGUGUUCCUCGGCAGCCGGGCCUCACGCUCCCGUUCCUGGCCACCGCGGAAAGUCCCCUGCAGAACCCAGAGCCCUGUCAGAGCCAGCCGUGGACGCCGCCUCCUCCCUUCCCUCCGGGGACACAGGUGGAUGGAAGGGGGAGGACCUGACAACAUUUCCUGUCUAAAAUAUUUUUUGGAGUAUUUUUAUACAUAAAAUAUACAUGAAAUAAA